Botrytis porri is the source of this 774-nucleotide messenger RNA. RefSeq lists its product as uncharacterized. The transcript has a single exon. Lineage: Eukaryota; Fungi; Ascomycota; Leotiomycetes; Helotiales; Sclerotiniaceae. Bases 1 to 774 code for a protein of 257 amino acids. The record is from RefSeq and is a predicted model, not a curated record.
AUGUCACCUACAUUCGCCCUUCCAUCCACAUCCGCAUCCGCGCUGCAAAUCCCAGUCAUCGUUAUUGAUACCUGUAUCGUGGGUGCAGAUUUUGACAGUUACUCUUAUUCUUCUUUUACUCCUUCGCGCUCGUCUCCCUCUCAGUUUUUCUCGUCGUCGUCUCCUUUAUCUCCGCAAUGCUCUUCCGUCUCGAAGUUUCUGAGGAUUCCGCGUUGUGUGAGGAUGGGUUCUCCUUCGACUAGACAUCUGAGAGGAAAUCGGUGGAUUGAGAUGGAGGGAGUGGGGGUGAGGCAGUGGGGGCUAGGGAUGUCGAGGACCCCGAGGAAUAGUCCGGUGUCGGCGGGUGCGUGGGGAGGUGGUUUGGGGGGGCUGGAUUUUGGAAAGGGGGGUUGGGGGGUGGGGUGGAAUUCGUUGGCUUUUAGUGAGGGUGAGGGUGGAGGUGAAGGGAUUGGAAGGGGAAAGGGAGAGUUGGGGAUGAAGAUGAAGAUGAGUCCGGUUGCACCGCCGAAUACACCGUGUUCGCCUUUGGAUUUGGGUUUGGGUUUGAGACGGUUGGAGAGGGGUUCGAUGGAUGAGGAUGGAGAGGGAGAGGGAGAAGAGUGUGAGGUUUUGAUUUUGAGUGAGAGUGAGAGUGAGAGUGAGAAUGAGAAUGAGAAUGAAAACGAAACUGGGGACUCUAUAGAUAUUUUUCGUGAUACUACAGGAUAUUCGACAAGCGGGCGUGGGUUUGGACAUCUUCCGCAAAUAGUGGUGGGGUGUGAAGAGGGGGGGUAG